AUGUCCUCUAUUAGACAGCUACAUGUGUCUGCAUUGCUCAGACAAGAUGUACAAAAUACAUCAAAAAAUGUCAAGAAAAUAUCGCAGUUGAAGUCUGUUCCAAACCUUUACAAUUCCAAAUCAUCAGCGUCCAACUACAAGGGUGCUUUGAGAGCGAAAAUUCAGCCAGGCGUCUACCUUCAGACAUCGCAAGCAUCUUCUACCGGCUCUAUAAACAGCGAAACAAUACCAAAGGCUUUCUUGCCAAAAGAUGAUCCUAGAAGGAGAUUUGUACAAAUGCUAAGGCCUCGUGAAAACCUGCAAUCGACUUGGGCGCCCGCACUGCACCAGAAGAAGGAGAAAAGCUAUCAUCUGACGCCCGAGCAGGUGGCUGAAAUUCAGAGGCUGAGAUCAGGGAACCCCGAAAAGUACACAAGGAAGGUUCUGGCUCAGCAGUUUGGGGUUUCGCCGUUUUUCAUUUCAUUGGUGUCCUCGGCGCCCGAGUCCAGAGUCGCUGAGAUGGCUGAACGCCUUGAACACAUCAAACAAAGCUGGCAUCCCAAGAGGGUCCUCGCGAGGGAGGACAGGAAAAAGCGGAAAGAGCUCUGGUACAGAGCAUAA
Molecule: messenger RNA, 600 nt
Organism: Lachancea thermotolerans CBS 6340
Lineage: Eukaryota; Fungi; Ascomycota; Saccharomycetes; Saccharomycetales; Saccharomycetaceae
Gene: MRPL20
Product: mitochondrial 54S ribosomal protein mL58
Exons: 1
Coding region: 1-600 (199 amino acids)
Cellular component (GO): mitochondrial large ribosomal subunit
Molecular function (GO): structural constituent of ribosome
Source: RefSeq, a predicted model, not a curated record